This is a messenger RNA of Moneuplotes crassus, 1705 nucleotides long. Lineage: Eukaryota; Ciliophora; Spirotrichea; Euplotida; Euplotidae. The record is from the annotation of a GenBank genome assembly.
AUAAUUUUACCAGAAUUUUCCUUCCAAGCCUAAUUUCUCUGGUAUAGAUUUGACAACUCAAACAGAGAUAAUAAUUGUUACAUCAACUCUGUGCUUAACCUGUACAUGAGAGUAGACUCAAUGAAGGAGCCAUUGAAAUAAAAUAUCCAGAACAGUCUCUACUGAUUCCAAGAACUUCAACGUGACUACUAAGGAAAUACUUCAGAUAAUGAAUGAGGCAUUUGAAGAUCCUGAAAUAUACAAGGACACGCCUGAAAACCCAGAGGAUAAGUUCUCAAAUAUUCAGCAACUGAGCAACCUCAGAGAGACUAUGAGUAUAAAUUACCCCAAUAGUUUCAGAAUUAAAGAACCGAGCGACGCACAGCUAUUUCUAGCCCUAUUGCAUCAGCUUUUUGCAGAGACCGAUCUCAAAGACCUUGUCCAGAAAACUUUUAAUAUAUCCUAUAUCUCGUUUGAUGAGCAUGAUCAGGAGAAAACAAAGGAGAGACAUACCUAUUUCCUCACAAUUCCUGCUGAUGAUAUCGUCGUUGGAAGUUCUCUGGUUAAAAUUAGCCCUAAAAUAAGUUUGAGACAUAAAUUAAUUCGAUUGGCUAAACAUACAUUAGCAUAUCCAGAAAGCUCGGACUUAGACGUCAUUAAGACGAUCUGUAAAGGAGAAGAAGGUUUCAAAGAGCCUGAACCAUUAAGUCUUAUCAGAGAACCUCCUGCAAUUAUCACAUUCUAUCUGCAAUAUGGGGAGUAUUUCAACUCUGUAGAUUCAGAGUUCUCAAGCCGGAGAGAAAUGAUCCACUUGCUACCUCCUUCUUUCCCUUUAUUUGACCUUUUUACUCCAUGAUAUGACGGGUCAGAUAUUUCCAUAAGUUCAAAUACCCUCUCAACUGUACAUGAGCCUGAAGAAUAUGACCUCCUUGGCUUUGUAGGUUACUACGGACAUCACUACAUGGCCUUCCUUCAACACAAAGGGACAUGGCAUUCGUGCGAAGAUGAAAAUCACAAAGUGCUAGGAGGAUAUAAUAUGAUGGUAAAUCACUGAAGAAAGAAUAAGAUUAUUCCUUACCUAAUCUUUUACCAAAUGAAGCCCCGUAGGCUCACAGAAAGCACAAAGGAAACUGACCCAAAAGUUGGGGAAGAAGAGUCAGUAAGCACUACCAAAGUAGAUUUGGAAGAGACUAAAGGCGAAAGUGAUGCUGGAGGAAAAUUAUGAAAAUUAGAAUCAAUACCGAGACAUCUUGAAGACUUGGAUGAUAUAGGAGAAGUAGAGGAAGACUUAGAGACUACUGCAUUGAAUGCUACUAAUAAUAGACAUUCUGAAGAUAAAAGCAUUACACAAUUAAAGAGCACGAAAGAGAAGCUUUUAAAAACACAUUGGAAGUUAGCAAGAAGAAGAAUGGUAGAAAAUCAAGGAUUUGGGGUUGAAGACCUAGACCCUUCCAAAAAGUCAAUCACCAUUUCAUGUGAAGACUCUGUCCCUAGUUCUGAGUCAAGCCUAGAUAUUACCCAUAAAAAGCCACCUGCGACCACUGAAUGCUACUUAACAAACUCUGACCUAAACCGGCCUAAGACACACUAUAAGAACAAUUCCCUUCAAAAGAAGAACCUAAAAAGAAGGUUAUCUGACCGCAAGAGUGCUCCUCAUUCUCUCAAAGAAAAGCCGCGGGGUUGAAAAUGAGCUAUUUUUUAGCCCUAUUUUUGAAUGUUUCAAUGU